This is a messenger RNA of Saccoglossus kowalevskii, 477 nucleotides long. RefSeq lists its product as uncharacterized. Lineage: Eukaryota; Metazoa; Hemichordata; Enteropneusta; Harrimaniidae. The record is from RefSeq and is a predicted model, not a curated record.
AUGUUCUUCUGGCUACAAAACGCCGAUGAUCCUGAAAGCGACUUCGAAGUUUACCAGUUUAAAUCAGUUUUAUUUGGUUCAACUAGUUCGCCAUUCAUGUUGAAUGCGGUUAUUAAAACACCCUUCGAAGCACAGUCAUCGCAAAUAGUCAACGAUCUAAAGAACAAUAUUUACAUCAACAACGUAUUGACCGGAACUGAAAAUCAGAAAGAAGCGAUAAAGUACUACCGCGACUCCAAAGAAAUAAUGAAGAACGCCGGUUUUAAUCUACGAUCAUGGGCAACAAACAACACAACACUUCGUAAUUUAUUGAAUAACGACAACUCUGCUGACAAAUCAACGCUAGUCAACGUACUCGGAUUACGAUGGAAUACUUGCCAUGAUACUUUGCACUACUCGGACAAUAUCAGCAAUAAACGUCACCUUGGCAACACUGUAACUAAGCGUGAAAUCGUACGGUACACGUCAAGUAUAUGA